AAAAAAUUCUUAACAAAAAAAGAGGCAAAUUUUUCGACCAAUGAGGAGACGUAUUCCUCCCUAAGCUCCAAUGCCUUGUCUGCUAAGCACCGCUGUCCCUCUGCGUCAAAGAGAAAACAAAGGUUGACUCACAGAUAGAUCUUGGGCCCCUCUCAGUCAUCUCUCUGUAAGCUUUCACGAUCAUUUUCUUUUGCUUUUUUCUCUGUUUCAAGAUCUGCAAAGGUUCUAUAUCAGUUUAGUUCUUUCUUUUCUUUUUGGUGUAUUUAAUGGAUAGCAAUUACGCAGCUAUUCCCAAGAGCUCAUAUGUAGAAUUACAAUUGCAUCAUGAUCCUGAGAUCCCAAUAAAUCCACGAAAAGCCCACCUCAAAUCGCUUCCUUUUAAUGAUGGGGAGAACUUUAGAGAUCCCAGGAUCGAGAAUGCUAAAAUUUUAGUUGAUGAUGGUGAUGGUAGUGGUGGUGGGGUUGAUGAUGACGAUUUUGAUAUCGAUAAUUAUCCACUUGUUCUUGCCAAAUCCAAUAAUGGGUCUGGGAUUUAUGGUGCAGUUUUUAAUCUCACCACAUCGAUUAUUGGGGCAGGGAUUAUGGCCUUGCCAGCUACAAUGAAGGUUCUUGGAUUGGUUUUAGGGGUUGUGUUGAUAAUUCUCAUGGGUAUUCUGUCUGAAAUUAGUGUUGAAUUAUUAGUUAGGUUUUCGGUACUUUGUAAGGCUUCUUCCUAUGGUGAAGUUGUUCAAUGUGCUUUAGGAAAAACUGCGAAGGUUUUUUCUGAGAUUUGUAUAAUUGUGAACAAUGCAGGUGUUCUGGUUGUGUAUUUGAUAAUUAUAGGUGAUGUUAUGUCAGGAUCUCUCCAUCAUAUGGGGGUUUUUGAUCAAUGGUUAGGGCAUGGGGUGUGGGAUCAUAGGAAGUUGGUGAUUCUGGUUGUGGUGGUGGUUUUUCUUGCACCCCUUUGUGCUCUGGAUAAGAUUGAUUCAUUGAGCUUAACUUCAGCUGCUUCAGUGGCUUUGGCUCUUGUCUUUGUUGUGGUAUGUUUUAUUGUUGCUUUUAUUAAGCUAGUUGAAGGAAAAAUUGAGGCUCCAAGAAUGACUCCGGAUUUUGGUUCAAAGAAGGCCAUUUUGGAUUUGCUUGUGGUCAUUCCCAUCAUGACAAAUGCUUAUGUUUGCCACUUUAAUGUUCAGCCUAUAUAUAAUGAACUCGAAGGGCGGUCAACUCGGAAGAUGAAUCGAGUGGGGAGAAUUACAACUGCUCUUUGUAUUACUGUUUAUGCUUCAACUGCCGUAUCGGGUUAUUUACUCUUUGGGAAGGAUACAGAAGCUGAUGUGCUGACCAAUUUUGACAUGGACCUUGGUAUUCCUUUUAGCUCUGCGUUGGAUUAUAUUGUUAGGGUAGGGUAUAUUCUUCAUUUGGUUCUUGUUUUUCCUGUUAUUCAUUUCUCUUUAAGGCAAACAGUGGAUGCCAUGGUGUUUGAGGGAUCAGCUCCACUUUCAGAGAGCAGGAAGAGAUCUUUAGCCGUAACAGCAGUACUAUUGGGACUGAUUUAUUUUGGCUCUACCAUGGUGCCCAACAUUUGGACGGCUUUCAAAUUCACAGGGGCAACUACAGCAGUCUCAUUAGGUUUUAUAUUUCCAUCGCUUGUUGCAUUGAGAUUAAGUCAUCGAGGUGAGGGUUUGAGCCAUGGAGAGAAGUUGUUGUCAUGGUUUAUGCUAAUUAUGGCAAUAAUAGUUAGCAUUGUCGGUGUAAUUGGAAAUAUUUAUACUCUCAAAAGCCAAUCCAACUGAUAUUCAUCGUAGUUGAUGUGUUGGUAGUUUCUAUGAAGAAAGCUUUGCCAAUUUCCUCCAAAGUCAAGUGGGUGAUACCUUUUAUCUGGGGCCUAAUAAUUUUCAAACAAUCAAGUCAUAUUAGGAAAUGGAUGCAACCUUGGCAAAAUAUUGUUUCAGAUUGCAAGUGUCCUGAUGUUUGAGAUAUUGUGACUUCUCAGAGCAACUAUGACAAGCUGGUUAAGCAUUUGAAGAAUGUUCAGGUAAGUACUUUAUAUGGACAACCACCACGUCAGCUGGUGCAGUAUUUUUUUUUUGUAAUUUCUUUCGCCGCUAAUAUUGUUUUAACUAUAUUCUUCAGCAGCAACAAUGCUGCUAAAGUGAAUUUUACCAGAAUUUAUGUAGAAUCAUUUUACAAUUAAUAAAGUGUAUUGCAUUUAUGAUUCAACAACACUU
Hevea brasiliensis (rubber tree) is the source of this 2207-nucleotide messenger RNA. Its product is annotated as amino acid transporter AVT6E-like. Lineage: Eukaryota; Viridiplantae; Streptophyta; Magnoliopsida; Malpighiales; Euphorbiaceae. The transcript has a single exon. The coding region runs from base 267 to 1772 and encodes 501 amino acids. Gene Ontology annotation, molecular function: amino acid transmembrane transporter activity. Gene Ontology annotation, biological process: amino acid transmembrane transport. The record is from RefSeq and is a predicted model, not a curated record.